AUGUUGGCACCUGAUAUUUUUAGCUCUGCUUGGUAUCGGUUUUGCCACCAUGUUUUGUCGUUUCAAUUUCAUCACAGCAGUCUGUACCAAAGUUCGUCCAGAGUGGUUGGUGUUUACCAUAUUUUUCGCGUAUUUGAACUACGUUCUAUACACGAUGUUUGUGUUGAGGUUUUAGUCAAGGGGCACGUUGAAGAUCGAGUUUCCGUGAUAUUGUUAUCUUGGUUACUAUUGGCAGUUAAGAGUUAUAUGAGGCCAUUUGUUUUCACUAGGGUUUUGGCCAUGGCAGCAAACUAUAAUAGUUCUGUCAUGACAGUCCUUUUCUUUUGGGAAGGAUUGUUUUUUCCACCAAAGCUCUGGAUUUUUUCAUCUCUUGGCUUCAUAUAUUCUGAACUUCUCAUUGUAACUUCUUUAUUGUAUUAUGUAAUAAUUCUCCAAUUUGCCCUUUGUACUGAAAUGUUAGUUUUAUAUUUAUGA
Vicia faba (fava bean) is the source of this 474-nucleotide messenger RNA. The record is from the annotation of a GenBank genome assembly. Lineage: Eukaryota; Viridiplantae; Streptophyta; Magnoliopsida; Fabales; Fabaceae.